GAACUUAUACAUGGAGCUCCAAUUGGAGCACCAGUUGCAUCUCGUGCACAUGUAACUGCCAUUUAUUGUGAAAAUGAAACCACAGAAAUUCACUUUACACGAAUUGUGGCUGGCUCAUCAUCAGAGUACAGAAUUGAUGGAAAGCCUGUAAGCCAUAAUGAUUAUACAAGUCGUUUAGAAAGUCUUGGAAUAAAUGUAAAAGCAAAGAACUUUCUGGUAUUUCAAGGGGCAGUUGAAUCAAUUGCUAUGAAGAGUCCUAAAGAAAGAACAGCUCUUUUUGAGGAAAUUUCUCACUCAAUUGAACAUAAAGAAGAGUAUGAGCGUUUAAAAACUGAAAUGAUGAAAGCUGAAGAAGAUACCCAAUUUACAUAUCAAAAGAAAAAGGGUAUAGCUGCUGAGAAAAAAGAAGCCCGUUUAGAAAAAGAAGAAGCUGAAAAAUAUCAGCGUUUGAAAGAAGAUUUGGCUACAAAACAAGUGCAUUAUUAUCUUUUCAAACUUUAUCAUAAUGAACAAGACAUUGAAAACAUGACUGAAGAACUGGCAGAAAAAAAUAAAGAAUUAGAAAAGGUCUGUCGCAAAAGGGAAAAAAUUGAGGAAGAAAUCAAAGAUAAGAAGAAGGAGCAUGGGAAAAUGCAAAGGGAAUUUUCUAAAAUAGAACAACAGAUUCGAGAAGCGGAAGUUGAACUGAAUAAAAAAAGGCCAACUUAUAUAAAAGCAAAAGAAAGAACAACGCACAUGCAGAAAAAAUUGGAAACUGCUAGGAAAUCUUUAAAAGCUGCUAAAAAAGUGAAUGAAGCGCACGAAACAGAAAUAAAAAGUUUGGAAGAUGAGUUGGCUGAAGUUGAAAAAGCACAACAAGAUUUCGAAGAACAACUUGCUGAAGAAUCCAAGUCAGAAGGUCGAGAUCUGACCCUUCAAGAUUCUCAAGUUGAAGAAUACAAUCGUCUUAAAGAAGAGGCUGGGAAACUCUCAUCUCGUUAUUUGCAAGAAUUAGAUUCUGUAAAUCGAGAACAAAAGUCAGAUCAAGACCGGUGUGAUAAUGAAGGUCGUAAAAAAGCAGAAGUUGAAUCAAAAAUUAAGCAGAAGAGAGCUGAACUUGAGGAGAAUGUUCGAAGGCUUGAGAAGCUUACUGAAUACAUAAGAACAAGCGAAACUGGCUUAGCUGAAUUACGAGGGCAGGAAAAAGAUAUUGGAGAAGAAGUUCAGGAAGCAAAAAAGAGAGUUGCUGAUAUUAAUGAGGAAUUAGAAUCUAUAUUGAAUGAGCUUGGUGAUGCAAAGGUUGAUAAACAUGAAGAUUCAAGAAGGCGAAAAAAGGCGGAAAUUGUUGACCAUUUUAAGCGACUCUUUCCUGGAGUAUAUGAUCGUUUAGUGAAUAUGUGCCAGCCUAUACAUAAGCGUUACAAUGUAGCAAUUACCAAAGUGCUAGGCAAAAAUAUGGAAGCAAUUGUUGUUGAUACUGAACGAACUGGCAGAUCAUGCAUUCAAUAUUUAAAGGAACAGAUGUUAGAAGCGGAAACAUUUUUACCCCUUGAUUAUAUUGAUGCAAAGCCUUUGAAAGAACGAUUAAGGAAUAUACAUCAGCCAAAAAAUGUGAAAUUGCUGUAUGAUGUUUUGCAAUAUGAUCCUCCAGCAAUUAAAAGAGCUGUACUGUAUGCAACUAAUAAUGCACUUGUGUGUGAAACUGCAGAGGAUGCAAACAAAGUAGCUUAUGAACUUGGUGACAAUAAACGAUAUGAUGCUGUUGCUUUGGAUGGUACAUAUUAUCAGAAAAAUGGAUUUAUAUCUGGUGGUAGUACUGAUCUGGCAAAAAGAGCCAGGCGAUGGGAUGAGAAAGCCCUGCACAAUCUCAAAUACAGAAAAGAGAAGCUAACUGAGGAAUUGAAAGAGAUGAUGAAAAAGACUAGAAAAGAAUCAGAUCUGACUACUAUUCAGUCUCAGAUCAGAGGUUUGGAAACUCGAUUGAAGUAUUCCAUUACUGACAAAGAAAAUACUGAAAAGAGGGUUAUUGCUGGAUUGGAGAGAGAGAUAGCUGCUUUAGAGAGAGAGUUGGACACAUUUGAACCUAAAAUAUCUGAUCUUGAGGAAAGAAUGAAAGAUCGAGAAAGCAGGAUUCAAGAUGUUAAAGAGUCUAUGAAUACCGUUGAGGAUAGAGUUUUUGCUGAUUUUUGUCGAUCUAUAGGAGUUGAAAAUAUCAGGCAGUACGAGGAAAGAGAGCUGAGAGCAACUCAAGAAAGAGACAAAAGACGGCUAGAGUUUGAAAAUCAAAAGAAUAGAAUUAUUAAUAGAUUGGAGUAUGAAAGAUCUAAAGACACACAUGAAAAUGUUAAAAAAUGGACAAAAACUGUGGAAGACGAUGAAAAAGAGCUUGAAAAAUUGAAAAAGGCUGAAACCACACAGAUGCAGCUUAUUGAUGAUGAAAUGCAAAAUUUAGAGCGAUUGAAAACUUCAAAAAUCAACAAAAAAACUGAUGUUGACAAACUGGAAGAAUCAACUUCAGAAAUUCGUAAACGAUUAGCUGCUGCUCAGAAAGAUAUUACAUCUGCUCAGAAACAAGUCACCGCUCUAGAAACUCGACUUGAACAGAAAAGAGCAGAUAGGCAUAGUUUGUUUCAAACUUGUAAGUUGGAAGAUAUUCGAAUUCCAAUGAUUGAAGGAUCAAUGGAUGAUAUUGACCAUACAACUUCCAGUCAGCAAGAUGAUAUGGAUAUAUCAGAUGUUUCUGGCAGCCAGAGCACUCAAAGGAUUUAUGAAAAAGAAGCAAAGAUAAAAAUAGAUUAUACCGAUCUUUCAGAUGAUUUACGAGAGUUGGACUCGAAUGAAGAUAUAAAGAAAGAAGGUGAUAGAUUAUUCAAAGAAAUAAAUGAUAUGCUAUCUCUUUUACGAAGAAUUCAAGCACCAAAUAUGAAGGCUAUGGAAAAGCUUGAUGGUGUAAAAGAAAGAUUGAAGGAAACUGAUACUGAAUUUGAAAAUGCUAGGAAAAGAGCUAAAAAGUCAAAACAGACAUUUGAAAAAGUGAAAAGGGAAAGAUAUGACAAAUUUAUGAAAUGUUUUGAUCAUGUAUCCAAUAGGAUUGAUGAAAUUUAUAAGGCUCUCACAAACAAUCAAAGUGCCCAGGCAUUUCUUGGUCCUGAAAACCCAGAAGAGCCAUAUUUGGAAGGUCUGAAUUAUAAUUGUGUAGCUCCAGGAAAAAGGUUCCAGCCUAUGAGUAAUCUUUCUGGUGGUGAGAAAACUGUUGCUGCUCUGGCUCUCCUGUUUGCGGUCCACAGUUAUCAGCCUGCUCCAUUCUUUGUGUUGGAUGAAAUUGAUGCUGCUCUGGACAACACAAAUAUUGGAAAGGUGGCUCGCUUUAUAAGAGAACAGACAGAAACAUCAUUUCAGUGUAUCGUAAUAUCUCUGAAAGAAGAAUUUUACGGUCAUGCAGACUCAUUAGUUGGUAUAGUUCCAGAUCCUGGAGAGUGUACUAUCAGUCGUGUCCUAACUUGGGAUCUGACCAAAUAUCCAGAGUGACGUGUUGAUACAAGGGAAGAGUGAUGUAUUUCUCAACAAAUUGUCCUCAACAUGCUGUAUUAUCCUUUUCGUGACCAAGCAAAAUAAGGAUAUAUAUUAUGCCUUAUAUUAUAAAUAUGAUAUUCUUGAAUGGUACAAGGAUGAAAUUGAUGUAAUUCCUUAAAAGUAUGAAGGAAUCUGGACUUCUCUAUUUCUUAUCAUAUUGUUAAAUAUUCAUUUCAUUAUUUUAGAUUUUAAGAUUUAUUUCAUGUUAGAGAUAUAUAUAUUGUACAAUGAAAUUUUGUUUUGCUUUUAAAAUAUUCAUUGUAUGUUGCAUUACUUCUGAUUCAUGGUAACAGACACUAAUUUUGUAUGAAAAUGCAAUUGAGGGUCAUAAGUUAUAAGCAUACAAAAUGUAACAGAAAUUGAACUUGCUAGUUUUUUACAGUACAAAAUUUCUUUAAUCUGUUAUCUUAUCAGGGUUGCCAUGCUACCUGGAAAACCGGAAAAAGUCAGGGAAUUCGGAAAUUGACCAAAAAAUUCAGGGAAAAGUCAGGAAAUUUAAGUGUUUUAGUCAAAAUCUGGAAAAGUCAGGGAAUUUCAUAUGGCAAU
This is a messenger RNA of Stegodyphus dumicola, 4098 nucleotides long. It is a transcript of the gene SMC1, whose product is annotated as structural maintenance of chromosomes 1. Gene Ontology annotation, biological process: sister chromatid cohesion. Gene Ontology annotation, cellular component: cohesin complex; nucleus; chromosome. Gene Ontology annotation, molecular function: ATP hydrolysis activity; ATP binding; DNA binding. Lineage: Eukaryota; Metazoa; Arthropoda; Arachnida; Araneae; Eresidae. The record is from RefSeq and is a predicted model, not a curated record.